CCGGUGGACUCGGGUACGCAAAGCUAAUUCGCUCAUAUAAUAGCCGAUCCAGAGCAAUGACGACAUAGCCCGACUUUUCGAGGGGCUUUCAGUCGGCCGCGACGCUCUCUGAGCUCCAGGAAUGGAUGCGAACGUGGACACAGGACGUGUCGCCAGGGGUCAGCCGUGCGUCGACAUCGAAUCGGGCGCGGACCACGCGCUUGGGAAGGUAGAUCUCGCUGGGAAGUGCCGUCAUGGGGUACCAGCACGGCGCAAUAGAGAAGUGCAGGGUGGCGUUGAUGAGCGCCGGGUCGACGAGGUAGCCUCUGCCAUGUCCCAUCAGCGACCUUGGAGGAGACAGCUUGCAUCGCAUCACUCACCAAUCCUCGGGCAGCCGCUCCUUUGCAAUCGCCUCGUCGUCGCCCACAUGCACGCCGUCGAUGCGCUUGAAGUUGCAGCCGAGUUGGGGGACGAGGUUGUCGAGAAUCUGGAGCCACUCGUGCUCCGGCACUGCCUUUGGGCAGCGACUGUUCAUGGCCUUGAUGUCCUCGGCCUCACCGAGCGACGCGCCUUGCACCGAGUAGCGGCCGUCGACAUGGCGCGUCUGUGUUGGAGGAAAGUGAGCAGGUGCCGGCAGAAAGAGCAUCAGAUGUGUGGACCCACCUCGACGAAGCUGUUCAUCCCCGAGACGCUCUGUGAGACGAGGGAGAAGUGACUGUUGCCAUGCGGCCUGUCGAGCGACAGCCUCGAGGGUGCCUCGCCCGGGGCCGGGAUGUGGAUGGGCAUUGCUACGUGGAUGCGCAUGCCGCGCAACUCGCAGCACCCGGGAAUCGUCUCCAGCGCAGCAGCCAUGAAGCCAGCAGCAGGCAUGCAGGACACGCUGUUGACGGUAUGCUCGGCCAGGUCAGGGAGGAUGUCGGCCGAGAUAGCGAGACCGGGCGAGUCGGCGCAGAGACGCUGCCGUCGUCACAGGUGGGCGAGUUCAUCCUUGGGGACCUGCACUGGCAGCUGCGUCUUCUCAAACAUUAUUUGUGCGUCGGCAGGCCGUCCUCCAU
This is a messenger RNA of Acaromyces ingoldii, 1034 nucleotides long. RefSeq lists its product as hypothetical. The transcript has a single exon. NCBI's taxonomy places the organism in Eukaryota, Fungi, Basidiomycota, Exobasidiomycetes, Exobasidiales, Cryptobasidiaceae. Bases 122 to 694 code for a protein of 190 amino acids. The record is from RefSeq and is a predicted model, not a curated record.